This is a messenger RNA of Perca fluviatilis (European perch), 1223 nucleotides long. It is a transcript of the gene psmb1, whose product is annotated as proteasome 20S subunit beta 1. The record is from RefSeq and is a predicted model, not a curated record. Lineage: Eukaryota; Metazoa; Chordata; Actinopteri; Perciformes; Percidae. The transcript is spliced from 6 exons. The coding region runs from base 105 to 818 and encodes 237 amino acids. Gene Ontology annotation, cellular component: proteasome core complex.
ACGCGGGUGUGAUGACCGUAAAAGAAGAGGCUGCCAUAUUGCAGUGAUACAGCGAGUUUACCGGACUAACCUAUCUUCAACACCGUUGUUUUCCUGCAAUAAAAAUGCUUUCUUCUCAUACGUUUGAAGACCCGGGGAAGAUGAGAGAUUAUCAUUAUACUGGUCCAGUAGAGCACCGGUUCUCACCAUACUCUUUCAACGGAGGAACCGUACUAGCUGUUGCUGGGGAAGACUUCGCCAUCGUAGCCUCAGACACCAGGCUGAGUGAAGGCUACUCAAUCCACAGCCGCGACUCACCAAAAUGCUACAAGCUGACAGACACAACUGUCAUUGGCUGCAGCGGUUUUCAUGGCGACUGCUUGACUCUGACUAAAAUCAUUGAUGCCAGACUAAAGAUGUACAAACACUCGAACAAUAAGACAAUGACCAGCGGGGCGAUCGCAGCCAUGUUGUCCACCAUCCUGUACGGCAGGAGGUUCUUCCCCUACUACGUCUACAACAUCAUCGGAGGACUGGAUGAACAGGGCAAGGGAGCAGUGUACAGUUUUGACCCAGUGGGCUCCUACCAGAGAGACACCUACAAAGCCGGAGGAUCGGCAAGUGCCAUGCUACAGCCACUUCUGGACAACCAGAUUGGUUUCAAGAACAUGGAGGGUGUACAGCAUGUUCCUCUGACUCAGGAAAAGGCGGUUCAGCUGGUCAAAGAUGUUUUCAUCUCAGCCGCAGAGAGAGAUGUCUACACCGGAGAUGCCCUACGGGUCUGCAUCAUCACUAAGGAGGGCAUCAGUGAGCAGACUGUACCACUGAGGAAGGACUGAGGAGGGAUAUGUUCCCCUUUCUCUGCUUUUCUCUUUGGUCUGUUCUUUCCACAUUCACCUGUUGGUUUUGGCCCCUUUACAACAAGUUUCUUAAAAUAGGAGUGUUGAUCCAGAAUAUGCUUCUAGUGGCCUCUUAAUCUGGGGAGUGGAUUUUCCAUUUUUUUUAUAUCCACUCACAAUUUUCAUCAUUUGAAAUCAACCCUUUUCUCCUGCUUACCACAGUUAUUCCCUUCAGUUUCUGCUAUUAUUCCAUCCUUGUAUUCUAGCAAACUUAUUCUAAAUCAGCACUCCUGUUCACUCAUUCUGCCUAGAGUCAUCCCCUGUUUAGAUUUUUCAUUAUGUCUAAGAAGGAUACAUACCCUGCUGUUCUUUUUACAUUCUUAAUAAAUGUAAAGAAUUGAAAAA